UCUACAUUAAUAAGGCGUGGUGAGGAAUUAUGAUGGUCGGUCCUCCUCGAGUACAUUAAAUAGAAGGGCGGCUAACUUAGCGAAGGGGACUAGGGUUGAUCAGGGAAUCGAAGAUUAGAAGAGAGUUUUUGCAGAAGACUAGUGUACUCUCUAUGGUUUACGAAAGCAUUGAUAGGACCAGCAACCUACCAGACGAGAUUAUUUGCCACAUCGGGUCUUUCUUGUCGGCGAAAGAAGCGGCGUUCACGGCACUUCUCUCAAAGAGGUGGAGGAAUCUGUUUGAAAGCCUGUUCCAUUUAUCAAUCCCAGCUGAAGGAAGCAUAUGUUGGAACGGUUUGCAAGUUCUCCUAAAGAAAUCUCCAAAUCUUAAGGCUCUCACCAUCAAGGGAAGUGUGCACAAUAAGGAUAAUGAUGAGGAAUCUGUUUGCGAAUGCUUGAAAGGGUAUACUUUCCUAUCGCCCUGCUAUAUUGAGGUCGUAAAGAUAAGAGAGUGUAAAGGAGAAAGAGGAGAGAUGGUGCAAAUAAAGCACAUGUUGGAGACAUUGCCGUGUCUUAAACUUUUGGAAAUUCGUCUUAAGCCAGGAAGAGAUGACACACAUCUUCAGAUUAUGACGUAUCUCAUAACGAGUUCGAGAAGUUCGUCCAAGUCCAUAUGCACUGUUAAGGUGGUAUCGUCCAAAUGCACUGUUAAGGUGGUGUUACAAUGAACAAAAUCUUAACAUGAACUUGCAUAUCUGAAUAGAGCAACAAAGAUGCAAUUGUUUUGUUUCCCGUUUGUUGUUGACAUAUGAGAAUUGUGGUUUGGUUUUGUGUCUGAGAGAUUGUUCAGAUUGUUCUGAAUCGAACAGUUAAGGUGGUGUUACAUUGAGCAAAAUCUUAACAUGAACUUGCAUAUCUGAAUAGAGAAGAAACAAAGUUGUAUU
Molecule: messenger RNA, 923 nt
Organism: Camelina sativa (false flax)
Lineage: Eukaryota; Viridiplantae; Streptophyta; Magnoliopsida; Brassicales; Brassicaceae
Product: putative F-box/LRR-repeat protein At5g15620
Molecular function (GO): protein binding
Source: RefSeq, a predicted model, not a curated record